AUGCCACAAGAUCAAGAUAGUGGUGCAACGAAUAUGACAAUGUACAAACCUGAGGCAUCGUUGAGCAAGUUCCUGGCGAAGCCCAAACACUUUAAGGGCGAUGAAGAUGAAAAUCCGUUACGUUGGCUGAAGAGGAUUAAUCGGAUUCGCAAGGGUGUUCCAAUGGGCGAUCAACAAUGUCUUACCAUGGCUGGAUCCUAUUUGACAGAACAAUUUCAAGCUCGUUUCGCUGGCAAGGAUAAGCAACACAUCUGGUGGAACAAGGUCGAAAGUCGUCAACAAAUGACUGGUGAAACUGUUGAUGAGGUGGCGAAUGAUCUCAAGGAGUACUUCGAGUUGUUGGAGGUGGUGGAUGAUGGAAUUCGCAUCCGACAUUUGUUGAAGGCCUUGCGUGAAACUAUUUCCUAUGAGUUGGAACAAAGAGCAACGUUGUCUACUUACGAGGAGGUGGUGCGUGAAGCUCGCAAAUUGGAAAUGGUGCAAAACAAAUAUGGUCGUGGUGGCUCAAGUUCGUUGGGUGUAUCAUCAAGUGUGGGCCGUAACCAUGUUGGAUCCGAGAUCUCUCCAUCAGAGAGCGCAAGUGCAAAUGUUGCUCAAGGAAGUCUUUCGUCCCAAAUCAGUGCAUUGGCCAAUGAAAUACAAGCCUUGAAGAUUAACAUGGUUGAUGAGGUCAGUGGUGUCCCGAAUGAUGUAAAUCCUCCAAACAAGAAUGCCGAUGUCAACUGGUUACAUGGAGUGAAGGUGUAUGCUCAAAAACGUGGUCGUAAUCAGGUGUCGGAAAAUGGCAGUGCGGUGGCAGCUGUUGAAGCAAACAAGAAACGUGGGCGUACGAAUGAGGUGACUAAUGGUGGUGCACAAGUUGCUGGUGGCUCGAAUGGUGCGAUCGAUGGUGGCAAUAUCAUACAUGGCAAUGCUGGUGCGAAUGGUGUUCCUGUGCAGGCGGCACAACAAGUGGAGGCAAUGGAUGUGGAUAAGGGUAAACCUUCUGAGGAAAAAGGCUCCAAGAGGAAACGCCAAGUGCGUAGAUUGUCAGUGUCAUUGCCGCAAAAAGAUGUAUGGGAAAGGUUGACAAAUGUCGAUGCAGGAUUGUCCAUGGCAGAUUGGGUGGCUAUGUCUCGGCAUGCUGCUAAAGAUUUGCAAGAUGGCAUUCGCUAUCUACAUGGACGUAGACCAAAAGGAGCUGUGGGUGUGUCUACGCAAAAACAAUCUUCAAAGACAAAAGUGCCUGUGAACUAUGUCGAUUUGCAUGAGCAUGAUAUGACCGAUUCAUCCGAUGAUUGGGCAUAUUCCGAUGAUGAAAUAGGUACCUUUAAUUCUGAUGACAGUGAAGCUGGAUCGGAUGUAUUGGGAUGGGUUGAUGGCGAUGAUGGUGGAUACGACUCCGAUGACACACAUUACGAUUAUCCAUACAACUUGGAGAAGAUGCGUGAAAGUGCUCCAUUGCAGGCUCCAAUCACUAUCAAUGGGCAUAUGGUGCAUGCUGUGUUCGACUCGGGUGCUGGUGUAUCCGUCAUUAGCAAGGGCUUGGCUGAAAAGGUUGGCUUGGUGUCGAAUGGUGACCAGUUGGUGGUGGAAGCUUUUGGCGGUAACGCUUUGCCUGCUGGUGGCAUUUCGGUGGCGGUGCCAGUACGUGCUGCUGGUAAAUUGCGUCCUGAACACAUGACAAUCCAAGAUGUCAAGGGUGAUGUGUGUCUAUUGGGUACAUCAUGGCAUCGUCAGUAUGGUGUGCGUGUGGAUCAUCAACAUGGAACCAUUCACAUACCUACACGCCAUGGCCAGAGCACGGUGUUAUUACAAGGGCGUUAUCCAAGAUCGGAUCAAGAACAAGAUAAUGUCGUAUAUGUCGUAUUCUGGAGUCUGGGUUUGAUAGGUAAAACCUAA
This is a messenger RNA of Lichtheimia ornata, 1881 nucleotides long. RefSeq lists its product as uncharacterized. NCBI's taxonomy places the organism in Eukaryota, Fungi, Mucoromycota, Mucoromycetes, Mucorales, Lichtheimiaceae. The transcript is spliced from 3 exons. The record is from RefSeq and is a predicted model, not a curated record. The coding region runs from base 1 to 1881 and encodes 626 amino acids.